Morchella sextelata is the source of this 222-nucleotide messenger RNA. RefSeq lists its product as uncharacterized. The coding region runs from base 1 to 222 and encodes 73 amino acids. The transcript has a single exon. The record is from RefSeq and is a predicted model, not a curated record. Lineage: Eukaryota; Fungi; Ascomycota; Pezizomycetes; Pezizales; Morchellaceae.
AUGAGGAGAAAGACAUUUCUGAAUAGUGUGGAGGGGAGAGGUGAGAAGGAGGGGGUGGAGGGGGGUGGAGGAGGAGAUUCAUUGGAGUCAUCUGCCAAUGAUGAGGUGUCCGGGGAACAGCAGUGGAAUCAAUUUCCUUGGAUCAAGGAUCCCCGCCGAAGCGAAGUUGCCAAUAAUCUUGAGGCGGGUCUUAGCGGGAUGAAGCGUGAGCAAUCUGCGUAG